Molecule: messenger RNA, 2438 nt
Organism: Pelobates fuscus (common spadefoot toad)
Lineage: Eukaryota; Metazoa; Chordata; Amphibia; Anura; Pelobatidae
Exons: 3
Coding region: 547-2244 (565 amino acids)
Source: RefSeq, a predicted model, not a curated record
CAGGUACCACAUGAGGCGGUAGUGUAAUAACCUUUUCAUGCUCUCGUCUCGAUUGUAAACUUGUUUCUCAUCGACUAGCAGGUUUCUCAGCAAUCUGUUCCUGUAGAAAAUUUCAGUUCUCAUUUAUUGAAACGUAUAAAUAAUAAUAACACUGUCCAUGGAGGUGGUAAAAUAUGUGAUUUCUAGGCUGAGAUGGUUAAUGAAUAGUAUAUCAAUAGAAUGUAUUCGCAGGAGGUAAAAAAAAAGAGAGAAAAUUAAAACAGAGAAGCUUGCUAAUUACAUCUGCUUAGAAAAAUGCAAACUUGACUUUAUUGAUUGUAAGGGACAGUAAAGAGACUGCCAGAAAUAGUUCCAGAAUAAGGUGUAGGGGAGAGACGCAUGGAUGAUUUAUUGACCUUUCAGGACUUUUGACAGCCACAUUCAUCCUCCCUUCCUCCUCUUCUCACAUAGGCUCAGUGCUCCUUCGAAGGGUUGUGGACUCACAUCAGUGCAGAGAACGGACUUUAACAGGACACCGGUGUGUGUGGUGUUUGCGUUGUCUUUCAGAUGGAUUCGAAUGUGGAGGCUCUGAUGGAGAGGCUUCGUUCAGCUGUUCAGGAGAGGGGUCUGGCCUGGCUUCGGGAGUGCUUGGAGACGGCUCCAGUUCCAGGGCCUUCAUCUGCACAGGCAGGAUGGCCCACGAGGCAGACACGGCCGCCGCAAGGUCUGAGUCAGAGUGCGUUACCCAGGCUACCAGCAUCCGGAGAGGUGGAUCAGGGCAGUUUGAGGAGCAGCAGGAGUCCUGGCAUGCGGGAGCGGCAGAGAAGUGCAGCUGCGAGUGAGCAGGGAGCCCCUGUUAUGGACAGGAGGCAGCUCCUGGCGGCGAAUGUCAGAACGGCCGCAACGUCACCUACCGCAGGCCUUGGAGGUAGAGAGUCGGUUGCCGGUCAGGCUACACCGGGUGAGUCGGGCACCGGGGGUCCUUUUGUCACAUUUGUGAGGCAGGGGGAAUACUUGGGAGGGGGCUCUCCCACAACUUCUGACCGCUCAGGCAGAGCUGGGACUAGUCUGGGGGUCAGGGACAGCAGUGAGUCUCCACCUGGUAGAGUUGACAGGGAGCUCAUUGGGACAAGUUCCUUACCGAUGGGCAGCUCGCACCGCAUCCAGAAGCGUGAUGUCAGAUCUCCAAUUGUACUGUCACUGGGGGAGACUGGCAGGAAUGUUAAGCGCAGAUCUAGAAGCAGCAGGCGUUCCAGGCACAGGCCCGUAGGCAGACUUGAUAGGGGCCGCAGCGUUGAUAGGGGUUCCUGGGGGGAUCGGCCAGGACGACAGCGGCCUUCCUCUUCUGCUUCAUUCCAGAAAGAUAAGGGGAGUGCUUCCAGGUCCGACAGCGGGAGCUCCCCAGAUAGGAGACACACUCAAGAGUCAGUAGGUUGUGACGGCCAUAAGGGCCAGGAUGACAGGCAAGGCAGGAGGGAUUCAAGGUGGGGAGCUUGCUUGGAGGAUGUGGAUGGCCUGCCCAGUUUCUCUUCUCCUUGCAGGUCUUUGUCAUGUUCUCCCACGGACCAGGCACUGGUCCAGGAAGCAGGUCCCAGAAUGUUAGCGUUUAUUCCUGGGUCCUUGGACGAUGGUGAACAGACUGCAGCCCCACAAUCACUACCCCCUGGAGGUUCAGCUGGUCUGGUCGUCUGGUUGGUGGGCAGCUCAUACAUCCAUUGGGCGCAAAAGAGAGCCACAGUUGCACAUUAUGGAGAACAGCUGAACUUUCCACGGCCUUUGUUACAACUGUGUUGGUUUGGUUUUCAAGGGGUUAGUUGGAGGGAGCUUUCUUCUGAGAUUUUCAGGCUGCUAGGUUCUAGACAGUUACCAGAUUUUCUUUUAAUCCAUGCUGGGGGGAAUGAUUUAGGUAAAGUGCCUCAGAAGGAAUUGGUGAAAUGUAUGAAGAGGGAUCUGGAUAGGAUGAUGGGUCUUGCUCCGAGUGUAGUGAUAAUUUGGUCAGAGAUGGUGCCCCGUUUACGUUGGCGUCAUGCUCGUGAUCCUGUGGCAGUGACCAGGUGUCGAGGGAAGAUUAACAAGAUGUUGUCAAUUUUCGUUAGACGUAUAGGGGGAGUAGUUGUACGGCACUGUACGUUAGAAACCAUGCUUCCUGCUUAUUUUAGGCAUGAUGGGGUGCACCUCUCUGACAUAGGGAACGAUUUCCUUAAUCUGGGUUUUCAGGAAGGCUUGCAGCGCGCAUUGGUUUUGCGGGGUGGGGCGCUCAGAUGAGCCAAGCUCUAAGCUGGGGCAGGGGUGGAUUAGAAAUUGGGGGUAGGUAGGAUUGCUAGCUGGUAUGUUUGAAGUGCAGUAACAAAACUCACAUGGUUUAAUUCGGUAGGUUGGAGCCCAUUGGUGGCUUUCAAACUGGGGGUUUAUGGGGUAUCUCGGUAUCCCCAUACAAUGUUAAAUCCUUUGGAAUAUGA